UAAUCGCUGCAACCUCUGUUUAUGGCAUUUGGUGUUAUUUAUUUCUGUUUGCAAAAUAUUAAUUUUAGGAGAACUUUACUAAAUGAAUGCGUGGAAUUAUUAAUUAUAAUGCUUGAUGGUUAUGAAGGGGAGAAAAGUGAAUUAAGUGAAACAGCUGACGUUUUAGAAUUACCUGAAUACUGCUUUUAUAACAAGUUUCUUUUGGUGGAGGAACUGGCGCUGGAACGAAACUUUCCACGACUUCAUCAAGGACGUUGCACAGUAAUCGGCAAGCUGAGCCACCACCAGGACGGAUACCUUAUAUUGGAAAACAUUAAACUGCCAUAUUUACCGAGGAAGUAUACCUUGCCUGAAGGCUCAGCAUGUUUACGGCUUUUCAAAUUUGUCACUUGGGAUGUGGAAUUAAAAAUUGGCCUUUAUUGUGAAGUUGUUGGUGAAGUUGUGCUGUGGAAUCCAAUUAGUUCACGUGAUAACUGGGUGCCACUGACCCCCCCGAGGUGCAUUGGAAUUUUCAAAGGAUUGCAAUAAAAUUGAAAGAAAAGAAAAAUUGGAGAACUUGCAAAAAACGUAUCUACCCGCGAUUAAUAUUUUCGGGAUAGAUUAUAUUGACUGUCCCGCAGAAUUAAUUGAAAGGCAUUUAAAGAUAAGACUUCUGACAGAAAAUAUUGAUAAAACGAAUUUGGAAACAGCCAAACAAGGAAACA
Messenger RNA from Rhagoletis pomonella (apple maggot), 704 nucleotides. RefSeq lists its product as uncharacterized. NCBI's taxonomy places the organism in Eukaryota, Metazoa, Arthropoda, Insecta, Diptera, Tephritidae. The coding region runs from base 22 to 528 and encodes 168 amino acids. The transcript is spliced from 2 exons. The record is from RefSeq and is a predicted model, not a curated record.